AUGAUGCAGUGGUUGGAAGACUUGAGUACAAUAUUCCACGGUCCGGAACGUCUUCGGAUCCAGAUGUCGAUAACCGACGCCAGUAAGGCGUUUGUUAAGGGCCUGUCGUACAAGGUCGAGAACAUUCACUCCAUUCGGUGCAAGCAUCAUCUCACAGAAUCUAUCAAGAAAAGCUCUCUCUCUAAAGCGGCGAAGGAGUACGUAGCAUCCGUCGUUGAUGAUCUGUAUGGGUGCGCCGGGAAGCUGGUAUUCUGCAAGUUCCGAGAUCUGCUGUUGGACAAAAUAGCUAAGGAGUUCGGCGACAGAGACGAGGUUCACUGUCGGCAGAGUUGGAGUCCCACGUGCGGAGUUAUGUAUGGUGUGUGCCCGCUCCCCCUGGUUGUCGCCGACGGAGUAUAUGCCAAAGCUCCCUUAUUCAACAACGUGUGCGAAGGGACGUUCUCGACCCUUAGAACGUUCAGUGGAAAGAAGGCCGCGAAGGUGGGAGGAGUGGCGGGGAUGAUAAACCUCACGCGCAUGUUCUUGGUGGGCUACGGGGACGUCGGCCGUCUCUGUCGAGUGUGCCCGACAACGACAUUCCAUCUGCAAGGGCCGCUCCCGAGCAUGAGGAAGAAAGCUGAGGAUAGAUUGACAGCCGUCGAACAUUCCGGUGAUAUAUGCAGAGAAGUCGACGUUGGCGUCGAGCAGGUCCGGGUCUUCACAGUGCCAUCCUCUAGGCGGACUAGGAAGGUGGUGACAAGAGAGGAGGCUAUCGAGCGUGUGGCCCUAUCGCUGGGGCUGCCCUGCGAGAUAGGGAGCGUGGAGGAGUUCCGCGAGAAGAUUCUACAAGUCAAUUUGGUCGUGACGUUGACGGAAGACAGUAAAAACUUCCACUGUGGGGCAACAAUCUGCUCUUGCGGGACUUUCAACAAGUUAUUCACCUGCUCGCACGUGGCGCUUGUAUCCACUGUGAUCGCCCGCGAAGCUGGACGUGGGACGAGCGGCAUGGAUAUCCGGUUGCCGACGGUCACUUGGGGCGGAAGGCCGACGGGAAAGAGAGGCCCACUGGUUAGAACGAAGACGGAUGUUGUGGCUCAGGGCCAGGCUAAGGGGCAAGAGAUCGCGACUCUUGCCGCAGCCGGAACUUUCAAGAGCCCUCAAGUGAAGCGAGCCGGCCAACCCGUGUGGGACUUAGCCGUGCGCCAGGGUGAGGUAAACAACAUCGAGGUCGAGGCAGCUGAAAGCCUAGACAUGAUCGAGGAUGGUCAGGGCGACAUAAACAACACCGUGGUCCAGGCAACUGCAAGCCUAGGCAUGAUCGAUGAUGGUCAAGGCGAGGUAAACUACAUCGGGGCCCAGGCAACUGCAAGCCUAGGCAUGAUCGAUGAUGGUCAGCCUGAGGAAAGCAAGACCAUUGGCAAGGGAACAAUGAGCCCAGGCACCAUGGGUACUAGGCGGUCGAAGCGUCAAAGAAAAGAGCCAUCCCGUUAUCGUGACUUCAUAAAGCUGUGA
Molecule: messenger RNA, 1491 nt
Organism: Perkinsus marinus ATCC 50983
Lineage: Eukaryota; Perkinsozoa; Perkinsida; Perkinsidae
Exons: 6
Coding region: 1-1491 (496 amino acids)
Molecular function (GO): zinc ion binding
Source: RefSeq, a predicted model, not a curated record